CAGCGGUGGUGACCGCUGCACCAAGUGAAAGGAGGGAGGAGGGGAAAGGGUAUUCUUGUCUCUUCACUCUUUUCCUUUCCGCGGCGAAGGUGCUCUUGUUCGGUUAAGGAUCCAGUUAGAUGGGUAAUAUAUGAAAGGGCACGUGUGUGCAUUCUGCUCGAAAAGAUUGAAACUUGGCAUGGUCUCGGGAAAGGGAGACGUAUGCGGGAAGAAGGUUGUAUCCAAAGCUGCAAUACUGCUAUUUGCCAGGGCUCCUUUGUCUCCUAUCUCUGCAAAUACUACUUUCGCAUUCUCUUGCUCUGCCUUCUUAGGAUUUCUCUUCCAUCCCUUACCCUAUUUACAUCACUGAGAAGCUCGGUCUUAAAUAAGCUAUGUCUAGAGGAGAUUGCUGAGAGUAACAUUUGUGUGUGUAUGUGAGUUCUGCUUCCCCUACAUUGCUGGAAAGAUGUUUACUUGAAGCGUACUUGGUGGUUACCUCCAUUCAGUGACAUAGACUCUUUGGAAGACUGAAAAGCCUAGCAAUCUAUUGGCCAUUGAAUACUUACACUGCUGUUCUCACACCUAAUUUAUUAUUGAUUUUAUUGAAACUGCCUAUAUGUGAAUAAAGGUGCUCCAAUUUAUUUGGUAUUCAUACAGCGUGGCACUUCCCAUAAUAGUUGGAUUACGUGUUCAAAUUUUUACACUUCAUUUGAGCGCUAGUGCAGCUUUUUCUCUAUGGAUUUGGCAAGGAUAAAGCUUGCCCUUGGUUGGUUCUCUUUCACUUUUCAAAGUAUGGUGCUGCUGGUGAUUUUUAAAAUGUGAUUUAGAGAAAAUUUUGGUUUAAACAAGUGGUCGAAUUCUAAGUGUAAUAGUGUUGCUUAUAUCGUGGUAGGUAGUUGUUUCUGUUGUAAUCCCUACGGUUGCUGUUUAGAUGAACAGAUUUGAGCAUAUCAGCUCAGAUUAAAAGUGUAAAGAAAAUUCUUAGUUGUGUAAGAGAUUUGGUUUAAAAUGUUUUAAAAUAUCUAAUUCUAAAUGUAUUUUUACAAUAGGUAAAGAAAAAAUUUUUCCAAAGAAAAUAAUAUAGUUCAGGAGGAAAAAUAAAAAGAAAUUGCUGCAGAUUUUAUUUUACAAUGUAAGAAAAACCUACAAUUACUUCAAGACUCUAUAUUAAGGUGAUUAACAAAUUUACAGUGUUUUAUCUUACUUAAUAACUAAACAAAAUUAAGUGUUUAAAACAUUUUAAAGACAUUUAUAAUUGUUCUGUUAGUAAUAAAGAAAACAAUUGCUCUAAUUAAAGUUGAAAUAGUACUCUGCUUUUAAUUUUAAAAAUAAGUCCUCAUGGUAUUUUAAUUUACCUCUAAACACACAAGUAGUUUAUUGUGAACACUCUUUGACUUCAUUUUGAAGGCAGAAAACAAUGUGGUAUUUUUAAAAAGAUAAAAUACAGCUAAGAAUUUCUAAACUUUGUAACUUGGCUCACACAUAAACAAAAUAAUCUUGUCUCAAAUAUUUGAUAUGCAGAAAUAUUACUUGCUGUAGUGUUUUUAUAUACAUGACUCAAAUGUUGAUAGAGAUUACUCUGUGAGACUCUCCUGCCUCCUGUACAUCUACAAAACUUUAAGGCAAGGAAAAAAUCUUAGUGAUCUCCUGUACUUAAGGAUAAAGUUAUUUUACAUGGCAGCAUUCUAAAGCAUUCUAAAAUGUUCAUUUUUGUGCAGUGUAGCCCUAUCUAUUAAACACUCUUAUCUAAAAAUGAGAUAAUUAUUUUAUAAAUUCACAGAUUUUUUGGUAGAUUUAUUUAGAAUCUUAUGUUUGAACGGGAAAUACACAUAGGUAGUUAUAAAAAUAUGUUGAGUGACAGCAUCUAAGUUUCAUACUAUCUGGUGAUCUUAGAUACAGGAUAAUUCAUUUGAAAUGAAAUAAGUUGAUCCCUUGUUUUCAAAAUUAGUAUGAGGCUGGCAUGACUUUAUUAAUCAUUAAUGAAAAAAAAUCCAUCUUACAAUUACAAGUGAACUAUAUUCUGUAAGAAACAAUUUGCUAAAAUGCUUGUAUGUGAUUAAUCUUAUUUCUACCAUAUUUAGGAAGCAGUAAUGUUUCAUGAGUCCUCAAAACUGUGAGACAAGAGAAUAUAGUAGAGUGAGCUCAGAAGUCCUUACUGACUCAAAGAACUCCAGGGAAACUGGCAUAGAACAUAUUACAUUAUAAGUAGAACCCCAGGAGCCAGAGGUGAAACAAGUUUAUCUGCAGAGCUCUGCUGCAGGGCUGAUCUGGGUCUGGAAGAAAUGGAUAAGAGCCACCGGAUGAAAUUCACUAAUACUAGACACCUGAGUCCUCUAGUAAUAGAUUUGUGAAUGAACUUUGCUAAGUAUGGAUUCAGGUGGAGGAGGCAGUCUUGGAUUGCACACAUCAGACUCUAGAAUGGCCCAUACCAUGAUUAUGCAGGAUUUUGUGGCUGGAAUGGCUGGUACUGCGCAUAUCGAUGGAGACCAUAUUGUUGUUUCAGUUCCUGAGGCUGUAUUAGUUUCUGAUGUUGUCACAGAUGAUGGGAUAACUCUUGAUCAUGGCCUUGCAGCUGAAGUUGUCCAUGGGCCUGAUAUAAUCACUGAGACCGAUGUAGUAACAGAAGGUGUAAUUGUUCCUGAAGCUGUACUUGAAGCUGAUGUGGCCAUUGAAGAAGAUUUAGAGGAAGAUGAUGGUGAACACAUAUUGACUUCUGAGCUAAUUACAGAAACUGUUAGAGUACCUGAGCAGGUUUUUGUGGCUGACAUUGUUACUGGUCCUGAUGGACACUUAGAACAUGUGGUCCAAGAUUGUGUUUCAGGAGUUGACUCUCCCACAAUGGUAUCAGAGGAGGUUCUUGUAACUAAUUCAGAUACAGAAACCGUGAUUCAAACAGCUGGUGGUGUUCCUGGAUCUACAGUUACUAUUAAAACCGAAGAUGAUGAUGAUGAGGAGGAUGAAGAUGAUGUCAAGAGUACUUCUGAAGACUACUUAAUGAUAUCAUUGGAUGAUGUUGGGGAAAAAUUGGAGCAUAUGGGGAACACACCAUUAAAAAUCGGCAGUGAUGGUUCACAAGAAGAUGUUAAAGAAGAUGGAUUUGGUUCAGAAGUAAUAAAAGUGUAUAUAUUUAAAGCUGAGGCUGAAGAUGAUGUUGAAAUAGGUGGAACAGAAAUUGUCACAGAGAGUGAGUACACCAAUGGACAUUCUGUAGCUGGAGUGCUUGACCAGAGCCGAAUGCAACGGGAGAAGAUGGUUUACAUGGCAGUUAAAGAUUCUUCUCAAGAAGAAGAUGAUAUCAGAGAUGAAAGAAGAGUUUCAAGAAGGUAUGAUGAUUGUCAAGUAUCAGGAAAUACUUUGGACUCAACAUUAGAAAACAGAAGUAGCACAACAGCACAGUACCUUCAAAUUUGUGAUAGCAUUAAUACUAAUAAGGUACUUAAACAAAAAACCAAGAAGAGGAGAAGGGGAGAAACGAGGCAGUGGCAAACAGCUGUUAUAAUAGGCCCUGAUGGACAGCCCUUGACAGUAUACCCUUGCCAUAUUUGCACAAAAAAGUUUAAAUCAAGGGGAUUCUUGAAAAGACACAUGAAGAAUCAUCCUGAUCAUUUGAUGAGAAAAAAAUAUCAGUGUACAGAUUGUGACUUUACAACUAACAAGAAAGUGAGUUUCCAUAACCACUUAGAAAGCCAUAAGCUUAUAAACAAAGUUGACAAAACCCAUGAAUUUACAGAAUAUACACGAAGAUACAGAGAGGCUAGUCCACUGAGUUCAAAUAAACUUAUACUAAGAGACAAGGAGCCGAAGAUGCACAAGUGCAAAUACUGUGACUAUGAAACUGCAGAACAAGGACUAUUAAACAGACAUUUACUGGCCGUUCACAGCAAGAAUUUUCCUCACGUUUGUGUUGAGUGUGGGAAGGGCUUUCGACAUCCUUCUGAACUCAAAAAACAUAUGAGAACCCACACUGGUGAGAAGCCAUAUCAGUGUCAGUAUUGUGUUUUCAGGUGUGCAGAUCAAUCAAAUCUGAAAACUCACAUUAAAUCUAAGCAUGGUAACAAUUUGCCAUAUAAAUGUGAGCAUUGUCCCCAAGCAUUUGGUGAUGAGAGGGAGCUUCUACGCCAUCUGGAUUUGUUUCAAGGACAUAAGACACACCAGUGUCCUCAUUGUGACCAUAAGAGCACCAACUCAAGUGACCUUAAGCGGCACAUCAUAUCUGUCCACACUAAGGAUUUCCCUCACAAAUGUGAGGUCUGUGAUAAAGGUUUCCAUCGACCUUCUGAGCUCAAAAAGCAUAGCGAUAUCCAUAAAGGUAGAAAGAUUCAUCAGUGUAGGCACUGUGACUUUAAAACAUCAGAUCCAUUUAUUCUUAGUGGUCAUAUCCUUUCAGUUCAUACUAAGGAUCAGUCACUGAAGUGUAAAAGGUGCAAGAGAGGGUUCAGACAACAAAAUGAGCUCAAAAAGCAUAUGAAGACCCACACUGGAAGGAAGAUUUACCAAUGUGAGUAUUGUGAGUACAGUACUACAGAUGCAUCUGGCUUUAAACGACAUGUGAUAUCAAUACAUACAAAAGACUAUCCACACAGGUGUGAAUUCUGCAAAAAAGGAUUCCGCAGACCAUCAGAAAAAAAUCAGCAUAUUAUGAGGCACCACAAGGAGGCUCUUAUGCAAUAAGACACCAAUAUAAAGAAAGAAACUCUUUGGAAAAUAUGAUAUGCUACAUGGCAGUAAAACUUCAUAAACUGUUUCAUCUGGUUACAAACUUGAUAUUAAAUCAUAACUUUACAUUCUUUGUAUUAAAAAUAUUUGAAUUGAUAGGGUAUCUCAUAGCCCUUGAAAAUUACUUAAAUAAUUUAAGAAGCACCAUAGAAUGGUUGUAGAAAAAUUUAUUAAGUGUCAAGUUAAUAGGGUUAUAUGUAUAAACUACAGGAGGGAAGAGCAAAGACAGUGACUUUAUUUGGCUGAUCAUACUAGAGAUAUGAUUCUGGAAAAAAAUCAUACAUAAUUUGGGAGUUUAGAAAGGCUUUGCUAUGACAAGCAAGCUUCACUUUUAUGCAAUUUUAGAAAUGGGGUGGGAAAUAAAAUGCAGUCAUUCAUCAGGCAUUUAGUCAUUGAGCCUUUUAUAUGGUACCUGGAAAUUGAAUUCCAGAAAUCCAAAAG
Miniopterus natalensis is the source of this 5136-nucleotide messenger RNA. RefSeq names its product ZFX family zinc finger ZNF711 (gene ZNF711). Gene Ontology annotation, cellular component: nucleus. Gene Ontology annotation, molecular function: DNA-binding transcription factor activity, RNA polymerase II-specific; RNA polymerase II cis-regulatory region sequence-specific DNA binding; metal ion binding. The record is from RefSeq and is a predicted model, not a curated record. Lineage: Eukaryota; Metazoa; Chordata; Mammalia; Chiroptera; Miniopteridae. Gene Ontology annotation, biological process: regulation of DNA-templated transcription.